Messenger RNA from Didymodactylos carnosus, 1137 nucleotides. Lineage: Eukaryota; Metazoa; Rotifera; Eurotatoria; Philodinida; Philodinidae. The record is from the annotation of a GenBank genome assembly.
AUGAAGCAUACUUAUUGUCAAAACGACGAAGAACGUCGUUGGUUUCUAACAAAUGAAAUUGAAUUAUUUCGUUAUCGUUUUAAUCUAAUGACAAAAACUGAGCAGUUGUCAUAUCUAAAAAAUUCACCAAAUAUUAAACAAUUUUAUGAUGUAGUCAAUGAUGAACAAAAACAAGAACUGAAACAAGAACUAAUUAAUUCAUCAUCCUCAUUCCAUUAUACUCAUAUUCAACAAACUUUCGAUGAAGUAACUUAUUUUCGCGUACGUUUUCAACAUGUUCCGGAUCUUGUUCGUUUACGACGAUGUUAUUUACGUGCAGGUUAUGCUUAUAUAUCUGAACAUGAUAUUAUUUCAUUUGUUUUACAACAAUAUCGAACAAGUUUAUCGUAUCAAAUGACGUGUGCAUCGAAAAAAUUUCAUUUAAUGAAAAAAUUAGACACACGUAUUGCAUCAGUACUAAAAGUUUUGGGUAUGAAACGAACAGUGGGUGUAACAACAACAAAUUUUAAUGAAAAUGAACAGACAGAAACAAUUACAUACGAUAUGUUAGAUACAUUGGCUAAAAAAUCUUAUCCAUUAUGCAUGAGACAUUUACAUGAACAAAUGACAAAACAACAUCAUCUAAAACAUUUAGGACGAUUACAAUAUCGACUCUUUCUUAAAGGUAUUGGUUUAUCUUUGGAUGAAUGUUUGAAAUUUUUUCGAAAUGAAUUUGUUAGUAAUGGUUCAAUGAAUCCUACACAGUUUGAACGCGAACAUGUUUAUAAUAUUCGCCAUGCUUAUGGCCAGGAAGGGAAACAUACAUCGUACACACCAUAUAGCUGUGUAAAAAUAAUUCAGGACCCACCUCCAGGUGUCAAUGAGUAUCAUGGUUGCCCAUAUCGUCACUGGGAUCCAAAUACAUUGAAACAACGUUUAUCAACAAAUUACGGUAUUCAUGAUGAACAAGUAUUGAAUGAAAUUGUUGAUCGUUCACAAAAUCAUCAUUAUCAAAUUGCUUGUCAGAUAUAUUUUGAAUAUCAACAUAAUGUAAAAAAUCAUGGUAUUGGAAUUAAUCAUCCGAAUCAAUAUUUCAAUGAGAGUAGAAAAAUACUAACCGGUGGUGCUACAGCCUCAACUAAACCAACAGAAUCUUGA